Messenger RNA from Heteronotia binoei (common prickly gecko), 724 nucleotides. It is a transcript of the gene ACYP2, whose product is annotated as acylphosphatase 2. Gene Ontology annotation, molecular function: acylphosphatase activity. The transcript is spliced from 4 exons. NCBI's taxonomy places the organism in Eukaryota, Metazoa, Chordata, Lepidosauria, Squamata, Gekkonidae. The coding region runs from base 204 to 497 and encodes 97 amino acids. The record is from RefSeq and is a predicted model, not a curated record.
CCCGAACCUAUCGAUAGAGCCAGUGGCAUACUCUGAAUGAGCUUGGUGGGCGGUCGCUAUCCCUUGAAGCUUGAGCCUCGUGCGUUGCCGUCGUGGCCCCUACCAGCUGAGACUAGACUGUGAAGGGAGCGCUUCAUAUCUUCAGCUCUCGCUUUCUGCCCUUCCUCACAAAAGGUUGGAGGUUCCCUUUCCUUGCAAGCAUCAUGUCUGGCGUUCUCAUAUCGGUGGAUUACGAAGUGUUCGGCCACGUGCAGGGUGUGUGUUUCAGAAUGUAUGCAGAGGAGAAAGCUAGGAGAGUGGGAGUAGUUGGCUGGGUUAGAAAUUCCAGACAAGGGACGGUUACUGGCCAAGUUCAGGGUCCAGAAGACAAAGUAAAUGAGAUGAAGGCCUGGCUGUCCAGUGUUGGAAGCCCCAGCUCUCACAUUGAAAAGGCCGACUUUUCCAAUGAGAGGGAGAUCCCAAAGCUGGACUUCACCGGGUUUACAACUAGAUACUAAUGGGAAAAAAGCAAAAUAUAGAGUCUUAAAUUGCCAUUGCUGUUGCACCGCAAUUUCCAUGUCUCCCUAAAGUGGGAUCUGUACUUUCGAGAAGCCUUCUUAUAUGCUAGGAAAUGUAACAAUUGCCUCAUUUACAGUGGGGAGAAACUGGAACAAACUGGAUUAGAAAAAGUAGUAAUGCUUUCUUGUUGCUAAAAAUGUCUUAUUUAGAAAUACAAAAUUCUCCC